AUGGCAGACAUCGCUGAAUGCUAUUUAGUGAUGCAAAACACUGGCAAUCCUGAAAUUCCUGGAAGUCUUGGAAUUCCUGGAACUCCUGAAAAUCUAGGCAAUCCUGGAGUUCCUGGAGUUUCCGGAAAUUCAGGAAUUCGCGGAAGAAUUCCCGGAAGUCUUGGAGUUCCCGGAAGUCCCGGAAUUCCUGGAAUUCCCGGAAGUCCCGGAGUUCCCGGAAGUCCCGGAAUUCCUGGAAUUCCCGGUAGUCCCGGAGUUCCCGAAAGUCCCGAAAUUCCCGGAAUUCCCGGUAGUCCCGGAGUUCCCGGUAGUCCCAGAAUUUCGAGAAUUCCCGGAAGUCCCGGAGUUCCCAGAAGUCCCGGAAUUCCCGGAA
Molecule: messenger RNA, 373 nt
Organism: Carica papaya (papaya)
Lineage: Eukaryota; Viridiplantae; Streptophyta; Magnoliopsida; Brassicales; Caricaceae
Source: RefSeq, a predicted model, not a curated record